UGCAGCCGUUCGUUGGGUCCAUUUGCCAGUUGAUUGCUUUAGUGCUUUUAAAAAUUAUAUAUACAAAUUUGCUUAAAUAAUCUUAGUAUAGCUGUGUAUACAUCGGCUGGCACGCAUGUUUUAAAGAAGAGCACAAGGAAAGCCAACGAAUUUGCUGAAAGCAUAAAAAGCUGCAACAAGCGCAAGAGCAAAAGAAAGACCGCAGAGAGAAGCAGAGGCGACAUCCGCAGCAUGGCACAGGAGACAACGAUGGGGGCUAAAGAUCAGCAUACGCAGCACGAUGCGAUCGGUGAUGAUGAAGUCAGCGAACUGCAGCGACCGUCCAGCUUGUAUCAGAAGGUGCGUGAGCAGGCGGAACGCUUUGCCAGCACUCGACUGGGGCAGUUCGUUAUUGAGAGGGCCGAUCGUGGCUUAAAGCUGAUCGAAGAUACAACCAAAUGGAGUCUGCCGCAAGAUAAAAACUCGAGCUCUGCUGUGCUGGAACGUCCUUUGCCGUGGGCUCCAUUUUUGAUGUUGAUCGUUGCGCUGCGCCUGGUGCGCAUCUGGCUGUCACUUGGUGCUUUGGUGAUAGGCAAUGGACCAGUCUCGCCGUCGGAUAUGAUUUACUUUAUACAAACGCGUCGUCGCAAACUGCGCGCCAUCCGCGUCCAUGGGCUGCGGGCCAUGCGUAACAGGCAGCAGGAGUCCUCGAGCAGAACGAACAGCAGCAGCUACACCCAAAAGCUCAACCAAUGGUUCUCGCGUGCCAUCUGUCAGCCAGGUGUGCAGCGGGCCAAUAGCGGCAGGGUGUUCAACAUAGGCGCCAUGGCAGCGAAACAGCAGCAGAGUAACCCGCCGAAGGAAAACGUCGCCAAGCGUCCGCGCGAUGACGACAUGAAUGCCGAUCAUAAUUUAACUAUUGAACAAAUGCUCUCCAAAUAUGCCAAUGAGAACUCUGAGGAUGAUUCAGAUUUCGUGCCCAAUGCAGAGGACGAGAACACGACCAGCGACACCAGCAGCGAGAGCGAAAGUGAAUCCCACAGCAGCGAGCACAGUAGCAGCAAUGAGGAGCAAGAGAAUACAGAGCAGCACAAGGAGAACAUCAAGCCUACAAACAACACCUCAAAUCAUGUGCAGAAGCCAAAGGAACCGCAGGCCACGCUCAACGGCAAUGAAAGGGAACCAAUGGAAGUUGCCGCCUUGAAGGAGGAGCAGUGGAAAUCCUCGCCCGGACAUUUGAGCGCCGCCUUGCUGAACACGCGUCUCUACAAUAAUACGGCAGCUGCAGCCAACAUUGAAUCCACAAGCAGCAACAGCUCCCACACUGAUAUUGAACCCAAUGAACCUGAUCCUCAGCCCGAUUCAAUUAACAUCAACUCCAACUCCAACACCAGCUCCAACUCCAACUCCAAGACCAGCUCCAACUCCAACUCCAACUCCGAUACGGAUAGCAGCAGCACAAGCACUGUCUGCCCACAGCAGCAACAAGACACUGAUCCUCCUGUAGCUGAUCCCACUGAGAUUCCAGCUCAAUCCAUUGCAGAGACUCAAUCCACUAAGAUCCCAACGCUUGUCAACCCACAUCCAUCCACUGUAGAGAUCUUAAAGCCUGUCAAUUCAGCUCAAUCCACCAAGAUCCCAACGCCCGUCAAGCCAGAUUAUCCGACCCAUCUAGAUCAAUCCACUGAGAGUCUAGAUCAACCCACCAUUGAGACCCUAACGCCUGCUACCUCCUCUGAAGAUAUUUUCUAUAGUCCGAUUGGUUCGCCCGACGCCUUCAAUGCCGACUUUGUCAACCAGUCUGUGUUGCGUAAUGUCAUUAUUAAUUCGGUGCCCACCCAUUCGACGCCCAACUCUGAGCUAGAUGAAAUACAUUCAGCUGGCUCUGAUGUGGAGGAGGCAACCAGGCAAUGCAUUGCUCUAGCCCAUUCCCACGAACAGCAGGACACGCCGCCCUCAGCCAAGCAGCCUACACAGAAGCCACAGCAGCAUCAGCAGCAGCAGCAGCAGCAGCAGCAACGGCAAUUCAAUCAUCCUCAUCAGCGUUAUCGCGGACGCAAUCGACGCUAAACGACUAUAGCUCCAUAUAGCCUAGCCUAUACCUCAAUAUCCUUUACCCUAAAUCCUUGUUCUUAAAUAGUUUCUUUACACUUCCCAUAUUGUUAGCCUUAUACGAAAAGUAAAUAUCAAGAACUUA
Messenger RNA from Drosophila hydei, 2176 nucleotides. It is a transcript of the gene Jabba, whose product is annotated as signal transducer and activator of transcription B. NCBI's taxonomy places the organism in Eukaryota, Metazoa, Arthropoda, Insecta, Diptera, Drosophilidae. The record is from RefSeq and is a predicted model, not a curated record. Bases 232 to 2049 code for a protein of 605 amino acids. The transcript has 9 exons.